CUCCUCCUGCUCGCUGGCCCGCUCGCCCCUCCCGCCGCCGGGGCUGUCCCAGUGUCCCUGAGCCUUUCGGGACGCGGAGAAGCAGCGCCUUAAAUCUGGAGCGAGGCAAAGAAGGAGGCCAAGAAGGAGCGGCGGCCAAGAGGAAGGCGGGCAGCAGGAGCCGGCUCGCCUGCGCAACUCCUUUGGCUUGGAUGCUGCGCUUGCCACUCGUGACACGCUCCUCUCCACGCCAGGCUGCCGGCUCGCUCCUUGCUCUCGCCUGACAAGAGAGACUCGAGAGAGAGAGGGGGACCCCGCCAUGGCUUUGCCUGGGACGCUCCUGGUGGGCGCGCUGGCCCUGGUGGUCGCCUUCGGAGGAGCGGGCGCCCAAGUGGCCUUCUCGGGCGACCUCGUCACCCUCUUCGGAACCAACCGGAGCCUCUCGGCCGGUCAGCUCGACUUCUUGCUCCAGAAGAUGGGAGCCGCGCACCGGAUGGAGGAGGUGCUGCUCCCCGGGCAACUGGGCGCGCUGCAAUACAAUCAGUGCAUGUCAGCUGAAGACAUCUUUUCUGUGCAUGGGCUCUCAAACAGCACCAAGGUGACAGCAUCCAGCUUCUCUGCAAUAUGUCCUGCUGUCUUACAACAGUUGGUUUUUCACCCUUGUGAAAAAUCCAAAGGCAACUCAAAACCAUCUCCCACAGAAGUGUGGGGCUUUGGGUUCCUUGCAGUGACCAUAAUCAAUUUUGCUGCUCUUCUUGGCUUGGUUUUAACUCCUCUUUUGAAGAAAGAUUAUUUCCCAAAGAUUUUAACAUACUUUGUUGGUUUGGCUAUUGGAACCCUCUUCUCCAAUGCAAUUUUUCAAUUGAUUCCAGAGGCAUUUGGAUUUGAUCCCAAAGUAGAUAACUACAUUGAUAAAGCAGUUGCUGUGUUUGGUGGAUUCUACAUCCUCUUCUUUGUAGAAAGAAUUCUUAAAAUGAUACUGAAGUCCUACAGCCAUACUGGUCAUAACCAUUUUGAACCUGAAGAACUGAAACCACCCUCAAUUUUUCCGCUUCCUGUUGAAUCCCCGAAACCCAUUAAUGGAACAAUGUGCUAUGCAAACCCAGCCGUAGCUGAGGCCAAUGGAAAUCUGAGUUUUGAUAAUGUCAGUGUGGUCUCUGGACAGAAAGAUGAAACUCCAAGCAGUUCAUGCAAAUGUUUCAAUGGACCUUCAUUGUCACAGAUUGGCACAAUUGCCUGGAUGAUCACACUGAGUGAUGCCCUGCACAACUUCAUUGAUGGAUUAGCAAUCGGGGCAUCCUUCACACUCUCCCUGUUGCAGGGAAUUAGCACAUCUAUAGCAAUCUUGUGUGAAGAAUUUCCUCAUGAACUGGGAGAUUUUGUCAUCCUUCUUAAUGCAGGCAUGAGCACACGUCAAGCCUUGUUUUUCAAUUUUCUGUCAGCAUGCUCCUGCUAUCUUGGACUAGCUUUUGGUAUAAUAGUGGGCAAUAACUUUGCUCCAAACAUUAUCUUUGCAAUUGCUGGAGGCAUGUUCCUAUACAUUUCCCUGGCAGAUAUGUUCCCAGAGAUGAAUGACAUGACAAGAGAGAAGGUAACUGGAAGGAAAACUGAUCUAGGCUUUUUCCUUAUCCAAAAUGCUGGCCUGCUCACAGGAUUUGCUGCCAUCCUGCUGAUCACAUUGUACGCAGGAAACAUUGAACUGGAAUGAUGUGAUAACGAAGAGAUGAGGAAGAUGAGGAUGAGGAUGAAGACACUAAGUAAAAUUUAAAAAUGGAAGAACUUUUGAACUCUGUAAAGGGACUUGGACGACAUAAAGGAUUUGUUACAACAUCUUCAGUCAUUUUGAAAUGAAACAAAACUAUUUUUCAUACAGAUCUCCAAAACUGGUACUAAGAUCGAGGUUUUCCUUCAACAUCUAUAUUAUGGUCAAUGUUUUUGCAAAACUCCACUGCAGACUUCAAAGUGAGAGCUCUGGUUGGUUCAAGGAGACUGUUUGCCUGCAAAAAUCUGCACUUUUCAGUCGUGUCAUUCAGAGCUCUCAACUGAGACAUUUGUACUUUUAACUGCAAAAUCAUCAGGGUGCCUUUGUCAUUGUAGACCAAAUGCACUAUAUUUUUCUUAAGUGUUAUUAAUUUGCAGGAUGUUGCAGGUUAAAAUAAACUAGGUUUUUAGGAAAAGCCUGAAAACUAUUUCUUAAUAGGUUUGGCUCACUGAUGUUUGG
This is a messenger RNA of Anolis sagrei ordinatus, 2200 nucleotides long. It is a transcript of the gene SLC39A8, whose product is annotated as solute carrier family 39 member 8. Gene Ontology annotation, biological process: intracellular monoatomic cation homeostasis; zinc ion import across plasma membrane. Gene Ontology annotation, cellular component: plasma membrane. The record is from RefSeq and is a predicted model, not a curated record. Gene Ontology annotation, molecular function: monoatomic cation:bicarbonate symporter activity; zinc ion transmembrane transporter activity. Lineage: Eukaryota; Metazoa; Chordata; Lepidosauria; Squamata; Anolidae.